AAUACUACACCUGUUGCUGUUUGAUUGUGUACGACAGAGCAAUAAAGUUUGACGUCAAAACUUACGUCCUUGUUUUGUUUAAAAAACAGCUUUCGAUUGACUUUCUUUUUUUUUGAAUCACCAAACAAUCGUUAAAGAAGAGUUCAAUGGCGGAAACGGCGCAGGUGGGAAAUGUGACCGGAGAUGACCGCCCGGAGGUGGCGGAGCAGAUGCAAGCUGAAGGCGGAAGAAGCCCAUCGCAGUUCGGCCAAUCGUCCGAGGAACCACCGUUGCCUCUGGAUCAGUUUAAACGCAACAAGUUCUUCGUCCUGAGGCCUGGCACCCUGCAUGAAGCCAUCAAGGAGGUGAAAUCGCUGGUGGAUAAACAAGUUGACGGCAACAUUCUCGGCGUGUGGCUGCUGGCAGAGGUGGACCACUGGAACAACGAGAAGGAGCGUCUUGCAAUCAUCACGGACAACUUCCUUCUGCUCUUCAAGUACGACUUCAUCAAUUUCAAAUGUGAGCAGAUCCAGAAGAUCCCGCUCAACGUCGUGGAUCGAAUCUGCUACGGCACCUUUACCUUCCCUGUGAAAUACCUACUGCAACGUGAAGGCGAAGGCUUGCGUGUCUUCUGGGAUCGUUUGAGAGAGCCAUCCUUCACCUCCUGGUGGAACCCCUUUGCCACCGACCUGCCCUACGUCACCUUCACAUCGCACCCUGUGAGGCACCUCAACGACGCCUUCUCUUCCAUCUGCAAUAUUCAGAUCUUCCGUGAGGAGCUCAAAGAAGCAGCACAGAAAGCCCACAAGGUGAAGCCGGUCCCCGGAAAGGCCAACGGUGUUCUGGUCCUGAACCAGACCAUCAACAUCGAAGCCUACGUGGGCCUCAUGUCUUUCUUGGGGAACACCAACAAGUUGGGCUACAGCCUAGCCAGAGGAAACCUCGGCUUUUAGAAGGCUCUCACACAAAGACACCUUUUAAUGGAACUCUUGUUAGUGUUCGGGCUUUCUGCGGUUCAUUUGGUCUGCGCUGAACACAGUAACCCAACCUGGAUGUGGACCAAAUCAACCAGUGGUCUCCUACUCCUACUGCCUAUGCUACGUCAAUCGAGCAGUGAUAGGUGAUUUCCUGCAGUGAGUGCACGGUAACGUUCUCAUUCAGCGCCGCACUUGCCGCAUAAUGGAUACCCCCUGCUGACGCUCUGCUUUUACUAUUUGCUCCUCACUGAUAUGCUAAUUCCUCCAUCUCACAACAAGACGCCUUUCUACCUCCCUCGGUGUCCUGUGUUUAAAGCUGCUUGAGAUGCACAUUUGUCACUGUUUAUGUAGUUUGUUUAUAGCAUACAUGCACUGGUGAUGGUUCUACUUUUGUCAGGCUUUUUUAUUUGCUAUUGUGUGCUUUUGUGUUUGUGUCUGUGUUGUGUUUCAAUUCCCUGGGGAUCUGAUGGUGUUUGAAAGUCUACUUUCCGCUCUAUUUAUGACAUUCCGUUUUAGACUAUUACUCUCUUCCAUAAAUUAUUUAAAAACUGGAUAACUAGUUGUAGUUUUACAUGCAGAAAACAAUUCAAAAUACACAUAAAUGACCCAUCCAUCCAUCUUCUAUGCCACUUAUCCUGACUAGGAUCGCGGAGGUAUGCUACACAGAGAUACCAAGUGGAGAAUUGAACCCAACACGCUAACCACUGGUCCACCGUUUGGCAUUUAAGGUUAAUUUUGCCUUCCUUGAAGACGUGAAGCUACAGUCACACUGCAGGUCAAUUCAGAUCUUUUUUCCAUGUCAUUGUGAACAGUACAGUUCUUAUUUUUACAUACGACUCAGGCCUUAUUUGCAUGUAGUUAUACUGAAAAUCCGAUAUGUAUCCAAUCUAUUGCAGUCUGAAUGACCUGAUCGCAUAUAUCUGACCGAUACGUCACCAUGCAAAACUUGGAUGAAGGUACUCACAGACCUGGGCAAAAGUUCUUCUUCUUCAUCCAAAAAUAAUUGUAUUAAUUUUGAAGCAGCUCACGGCAAUGUCGUAACAGCAUGUUUUACCAGAAAUUGGCAUAGCCCAAAUUCUAGCUCAACUCACUUCACUUCGAUUCUGCUCUACUACAAGCUAAAGUGUCUUAUAUAUACGUGCUCUAAAAAAGGAAUCCUACUUUGUGAAAAUUAACUUAUUGCGGUCAAGUUUGGAACCAAUUAACCGCCAUAAACACACUGUAUAUGUUCUGGAUCUGUCUUUUUCUUGCAAAAUGGUCCACUUAUGCCCAGGCUUUAAGAGGUUAAAAUAAUUGUUUGUCCUAUUCCUGCGUCGGUUUCAUUUGAUUUGGUGGCAACAAUCCUUUGUACAGCAAAGAAAAAAAUAAAACAUACCUUUUCUGGCAAUUUUAUUUCUGAUGCUUUACUUAAAAUGCUUGUUUUUCCCCUUAUGAAAACACAACAGAUGAGCAAAAACAUCUAAGGUAAGACUUCUAUGCCUGCAGUAGCGUCCUGAUUGACAAAUUCAAUUGAAUGUAGACAAACUAAAGCCGCAGUAAUAGUCUCUCUCAAGGCAUUCUUAGCAGGAAACGAGGUUAAGUAGCGAGUGUCGUCCAGCUGCAAUUCCACCAGGCAAAGUAAAAAGUAAAGUUCAGCACAUUCAGUAUCACGUAUCAUAACCUGAGGGCUUAGAAGGGGUUAACGUGUUUCCUCCCAAAGUGAGGACGUGUCUCUAAUCUGGGAUCAAGCGCUGCUCUGGCCUGAAGCAAAGCAGCUCGUCCAUAUUUCUGCUCGCCAGGUUGUAAAAGAUGUUCACUACGCAGGAUUAACUGCGUCCAUAAACAUUGGUGCCUUAUCUCCCUGAAGAAAUGUUGUCCUCUCACAGCUGGCUCACCGAACGAUGUCAUUGACAAAUUAUAUUACAUUUUGUAAUAUAAGCUCUUUUUUCCCUUUCAACUUUGUCUUCCAUCCAUCCAUUUUCUAUGCCGCUUAUCCAUAUUAGGUCGCAAGGGUAUGCUG
This is a messenger RNA of Doryrhamphus excisus (bluestripe pipefish), 2955 nucleotides long. RefSeq names its product tumor protein p63 regulated 1 (gene tprg1). Lineage: Eukaryota; Metazoa; Chordata; Actinopteri; Syngnathiformes; Syngnathidae. Gene Ontology annotation, cellular component: cytoplasm. The record is from RefSeq and is a predicted model, not a curated record.